Molecule: messenger RNA, 5118 nt
Organism: Gadus morhua (Atlantic cod)
Lineage: Eukaryota; Metazoa; Chordata; Actinopteri; Gadiformes; Gadidae
Gene: chatb
Product: choline O-acetyltransferase b
Exons: 15
Coding region: 464-2434 (656 amino acids)
Biological process (GO): acetylcholine biosynthetic process; neuromuscular synaptic transmission
Cellular component (GO): cytoplasm; neuron projection
Molecular function (GO): choline O-acetyltransferase activity
Source: RefSeq, a predicted model, not a curated record
UAAAGGAAAACUUGACCAGAAGUUGAGUCAAACUUGAAAGAAAGUGUACCGUCAUCCUUAUCAAAUGAUCUUUCAAAAGAAGGAAAGAGGAGGCCAGUAUGCCUAUUCUGUACUGGUAGCGGGCACUGGGAGCGAGCUGUGAGCCAGCUGUCAGAUGGAACAGGAACACAUCUCGAUGGGAGGAGUUUCCUGCCCCAAGGGGAAGGUUGAGACGAGUACCUUCACCGUCUUUCCGAGGCGUGUGUCCGCUGCGCGUAAAAGCUGACGGUGACGUGCGGGACACGGGAGCAGGAGCGUGGAGAUGGGACCCUACCACGGCACGGGCAUGGGAGGAAAUGGCACUCACACCCCUCUGACCACUUGAGCAGGACAGGAUAGCCACCAGUCUUCAGGAGCUUAUAGGCCAAGACUCUAGAGGUUAUCCACGUUACCUUACCGUGAGCGCGUUUGACAAACUGUCACCAUGCCCAUUCUGGAGAGAGACGCGUCGAGGGACCCGGCGGAAAGUCAACAUGCCUUGCCCAAGGUCCCUCUGCCCCCGCUGAAGCAAACCCUCGACAUGUACCUGAAGAGCAUGGAGCACCUGGUGGGGAAGGAGCAGUUCAGCAAAACCAAAACCAUCGUGGAGAAGUUCGGGGCCCGCGGGGGGGCCGGCGAGACCCUGCAGAAGAAGCUUCUGGAACGGAGGGAAAUGACGACCAACUGGAUCUAUGACUACUGGCUCCAAGACAUGUACCUGACCAACCGAGUGGCUCUGCCCGUGAACUCCAACCCUGCCAUGGUCUUUCCCAAACAGGCCUUCCGAGAUCGGAAAGACGCCCUCAGAUUCGCUGCUCAUCUCGUCACGGGGGUGUUGGAGUACAAGUCUCUCAUUGACACACAGGCGCUGGCCGUGGACUACGCCCGGGGCCAGCUGGCCGGCACCCCGCUGUGCAUGCGGCAGUACAGCCGCAUGUUCACCUACUACCGCCGGCCGGGUCACACGGCCGACACCCAGAUCGAGAGCCCCGCCGCUGCCGCGGCCUCGGAGCCGGAGCACAUCAUCGUGGCGUGUAAAAACCAGUUCUUUGUGUUGGACAUAGUCUCCAACCUAAAGAGGCUGAAUGAGAUGGACAUCUUGUCCCAGCUUGAGAAGAUCGUGUCCAUGGCAGAGAGAUCUCAGGACAGUCUUCCCCCCUUCGGCCUCUUCACCUCCGAUGGCAGGAAGGAAUGGGCUCAAGCCAGGGACGAACUCAUUAAAGACCCGACCAACAGGGCGUCCCUGGCGCUGAUGGAGAGCUGUGUGUGCGUGGUGUGUCUGGACGAGCCCACCAAGCUGGAGCCCAGCGACACCAACCGGGCCCUGCUGCUGCUCCAUGGAGGGGGCCGCGACAUGAACGGCGGCAACCGCUGGUACGACAAGUCCAUGCAGUAUGUGGUAGGAAUGGACGGCGUGUGCGGCGUGCUGUGUGAGCACUCGCCCUUCGAGGGGAUCGUGAUGGUGCAGAGCUCAGAAUACCUGCUGAAGUACAUGACAAGGAGCCCCUCCAAGAUGGCGAGGUCACUCAGCGUGACGGAUCUUUCUCCACCGAGGAGGCUUCCCUGGAAGUCCAAUCCUCACAUCCAGGCUCUCCUAUCAGGCUCUUCAGAUAGGCUUCAGAGGCUAGUCGCUAACCUUGAUAUGGACGGCUACAACUUCAAAUUCUACGGGAAAGAAUUCAUCAAGAAGCAGAGGAUGAGUCCAGACGCUUACAUACAGGUGGCGUUACAACUGGCCUUCUACAGAUGCAACGGCCGGCUUGUCUCCACCUACGAGAGCGCCUCCAUCCGCCGCUUCCAGGAGGGCCGCGUGGACAACAUCCGCUCAGCCACCCCCGAGGCACUGGCCUUCGUGAAGUCCAUGACGGAUGAAAAGCCGGCUCUCAGUGAUUCUGAAAGGAUGAAAAGACUGAGGGAUGCCAUAAAGGCCCAGACUGACUACACGAUUGCAGCCAUCACAGGGAUGGCCAUAGACAAUCAUCUCCUGGGGCUUCGUGAGAUGGCCAAGGAGCUCAAGAUGGAGCAGCCGGAUAUCUUCUCUGAUGAGACGUACCGGGCCAGCAACCAGUUUAUCCUCUCCACCAGUCAGGUCUCCACAGUGAUGGAAAUGUUCUGCUGCUACGGCCCCGUGGUGCCCAACGGCUACGGGGCCUGUUACAACCCCCAGGCCAACCACAUCGUCUUCUGCGUGUCCAGCUUCCGGGAGAGCACCGAGACCUGCUCGGCGGUGUUCACCAAGGCACUGGAGCAGGGUCUGCUGGAGAUCAGGGACCUGUGCCAUAGAAGUGGUGCUGCUGCCGCCGCCGCCGCUGCCCCCAACACCGCCACCCCCCCCACCACCGCCACCCCCCCGGGGUCCAGGGGGACGGGACGCAGCCCGGCCACCAGCCAGGGGGGCAAAGCCUCAGGGAAAUAAGCGUAGUGAGAGUGGUUCCUCAAGAUUGACCCGUUUGUUUUUAAAUGCUCCAGCUUACAGGUCUGGAUUUUAGGGUAGGCCCGUUUUGAGGGACUCGAUCCAGAGAUCCAGAACUGGAUCAAAGGUACUUCGACCAAUCACGACACAGUGUUCAUGAAAGCACAUUCCCUCCCGGUGAUAUAACCGAGGCAAGUGACUUUAAUGCAUAGCCUGAGAUAGUUUUGCGAUUGAUCGAGAUAUUGAACUAAAGUCCAGACGUGUAGACUGGAACAUUUAAAGAAAUCCUGCUGCCACUCGUCUGUUCUGAGCGACCAAAUAGAGGUAGACACUGCCCUGACCGGUGCUCCACUCCUCUCAGCAAUCCUAGCCGUAGUUUUAGACUCACCAGUGUGGUCGUGUGCGUAUUAUCUGUGCAAUCAUGUGUGAUGAACACAUAACCUCAAAGUGUAAAAUGCAAAGCCUUAAAAAUCUCAAAUUAUAUAGAUAUAUAUGUUAUUUAUGUGUACAUGAAAAGUAUAAUUACAUUGUAUGUACAGCUAGUGGGACCUAGGUAGACCAAGGUAGAUCAAUAGGGGCUUCACACUGCUCUCACCUUAGCCCCAGAUAGGCUAACGUUAGAGCCAAGGCUAAGAUGGCCCAUGGCGUACCUCACCCACGUUUCUGCUGGCUCAGAGGUAAGUGCCCUGGUUUUGAUUGAUACCGAUUUCGGAUCCGUGUUUUAAGCAAUUUUUUGGAGUUAGCGGCGAAAGCCGAGAAAUUAUUUUUACCAUCGUGUGAAAACCCCAAUGUAGACCUAUGUAGAUCUUGGUGGAUCUAGGUGGAUCUAGACCGAUCUAAGUGGACCUAGAAGGAUCUAGGAGGAUAGGUAGACAUAGGUGGUUCUAAGUACACCUAGGUGGAUCUCGGUGGAUCUAAGUAGACCUAGGCGGAUCUAUGUAGACCUACGUAGGUAGAUCUAGGUACACCUAGGUGGAUGUAGGUAGAUCUAGGUGGCUCUAGCUAGAUCUACGUAGACCAAGGUGGUGCUAGGUGGGUCUAGGUAGUCCUAGACGGAUCUAGGACGGACAUUGUGUCCAGGGCUGAUCUGGCAAAGCCCGUCAGACUGAGCCCGCGCUGCUCAGCUGCUGCCGUUAGGAAUCUAAAGCCAUGGCUGCUUUCUAACCACUGAUGCUGAUUCCAUGGUCACCGCCUCCGCCAGGGGGGGGGAUGAGCCCAGCUAUAUCGGUGUGUACGCUGUCUGUGACACGGGUUAAAGUGUGUUUGUCUAUUCCAUAUCCAGGAAGUGCAAUAUAUAUAUAUAUAUAUGGAUGUAUAUCUAUGCAUAUUUGUCGCGUGUCAAAUGUAUCGUCAUUCGUCAUGCAGUGUUCUGCUCCGUGUUGUUGACUGAUGUGUUGGUUUAGGCUGGAUAGAGGUAGCCUCGGAUGUUAUGGUAGACGUCAUCCCUCUGUUACAGCUUCUACACAUCCAGAGUCGCCGUUCAGGCAGACUGAGGGGUGGCGGGGUAAACUAUGAGGGGGUCGCGUCUGCAAACGGCCACCUACAGGUUUAGUUCGAAGAGAAUGAUUCGGAACAGAUUACCUAUCCUAUGUAAAUGUCAAUCACGCGGGGUAUGUUGCGAUAUUAUACGUAUUUUUCUCUAAAUGAAUAUCCCGUAAUCCGAGCAAUAGUGUGCAUUAGGAACAGUAUUAGUUUUAUGUCAGAAUACAGUGGGGGGGCUGGGAGAGGCAAACCACUGUGUCUUUGUUCUACUGGGGAUUCACACUAAUGUGUGUCACACUUAGAGGUAGAGCUUAAAUAGUAAUUAAAUUAGUAUAUUAUAUUUUUUACUGUGGAUGUGUGUAAUAAUUACACCGCUGAUACAACAAGGGUAUAUUUGCAAUUGAAAAAAUUAUAUAUUAGAUCCACGCAUGCCAUGGUGGGUGAAGACAUUGAAUUGAAUUUGUGUUGAUCUGUAUUUUUAAUAUAAAAACAUGCGUUAUUCUCAAUGUAACAUAAUGUCAUGCAUGCUGCUUUGGCCAGCCCAGAUCUUUCUUCAUGUUGUGUUGUUCCUGGCUAUUGACGAUACAGAAGGCAGGACACAGGCCACAACGUGGUCGGAUCACGCUUUUAUUUCGUGAUGUAGACGUCGAGAAUGUGAAAGUUUGAGGGCGACUAGAAAGUCAAUGUUAAAACGGAUCAAGGAUCUAUAUUAUAGGGGCAACAUUGGGAAAGAUCCAAAAGCCUUGCCUUAAAUGUAACAGAUGUAUUUAUCUUUAAAUACAUUAUUUAUUAAAUAAAUAAAUGGAACUGAGCCCAAGAGAAGAUGCUCAUCUCGAACACUGUGAUGCUUUGUGAAGUUUGUCCUUCACCUCUCUGUGUGACGCAUAAUAAUGCAGAAUAUGAAUGUACUCAUUCUGUUUGUCAGACGCAUUCCCUCUUGUAAACAUGGUCCAGUGAGAAGCUGUGUGGUAUUAUGAUCAUGAUGCACUUAUGUAUGCUUCGUAAACUGACCUCAAUAUGCCUAGCAUGACGAAAAAAUAGGAAAAUAAUCCAUUUAUUUUUUUAGGCUGAAAGUUUAUUUUUAUCCACAUAAAUUAUAUCAUCUAAUUCUACUUGCUGUUUAGUUUAUCUGUUUGUGUGAAGAGUCACAUGUGGUAAUGUCCUGUCAUAAUGGAUAUAAAUGAAAUAAAACGCCAACAAUCAGA